AUGCCAAAUCCACCUUCUACAGCCAGCUCCCAGGCACCACGGACUGGGCAGCCCCAGAUCUCCACAACCGCUCUGCAGCUUCCUCCUGAAAAACCAAACAAGUAUUUCUCCUGCUGUACGGUCCCAAGGUUGAGGGCGCGGGGAUCCCGGCGGCGGGACAAAGCGGGACGAGGCUGUGGGAGGGGGCGCUACCGGGGCGGCCCGGGAGCCGGACUUCUGAAGCCACCAAACCCGCUGCUAAGCACUCCCGCUGGGGUUCGGAGGGCGCUCGAUGGGCACCAAACAUCUCCCCCCUCUGGAAGGAACCGCCGGGAAGCGCGUCCAACUUCGGAAACCGCGGGCUUCCCCGCGGCAGGGGAGGGCCGAGCCCAGCCCCUCCUCCCCGCCGCCGCGCUGGGGGCGCCUUCCCGGCCGACCCGCGGCCGCCGCCCCCGCGCAGGCGCCGGGGGCCCGGGUUCGAGGCUGCGGACUCCCCUCGGGCAGCGAGCUGCUCCCGGCUCCACAAAUCGCUCGGCCGCCGCCGGGCCGCCGCCCACCCCGGGACUGAAGGUAACGCGCCGCGGAAACGUGGCAGGAGCCUCGAGGCGGCGGCGCCCCGUCCCGCUCCCGCCGGGGGUCGCGCGGCAGCCCUCGCCGGCCGCCCCCGACCCCCUACCUCCCUGCGCGCCGAGCCGGAGCCCAGGCAGCCGGCUCGAUCCGCACUGCUCCCCGGGCCCCGCGCGCCGCCCGCCCGCGAGCCCUCGACGUGGCCGCAGGGCCGCCGGACCCCCUCCCGCCGCUGCCCUCAGCCCCGCCAUGUCCGCCUACCCCCGCCCGCUCUCCUCACCACAGCCGCCGCCGCCGCUCGGGGGCUGCAGAUCGGGCGGCCCCGACCGUCUCCGAGGCGGGAACCGAGGGCGCCGCCUCAGCGGGCCGGCACUGGGCGGCAGGGAACGCGGCGAGUCUCGUCCGGCGCGUGCGGCUCCCGCGUCGUCGGACGGCUGA
This is a messenger RNA of Equus caballus (horse), 984 nucleotides long. NCBI's taxonomy places the organism in Eukaryota, Metazoa, Chordata, Mammalia, Perissodactyla, Equidae. The record is from RefSeq and is a predicted model, not a curated record.